UCUGGGACAGAUUUUUCUCUCCCGUGUGUCUUUAGAGUUGUCUCACGCUCGUUAACAUGGUAACGGGGAUCGCAUAUGUCCUCUCCGUGUCAGGAUAACCGACGGAGACGCAAGAGCCAGCGACGGUGUGACGGAACUGGCAGCUGGUGCUGGUGGCCAUGUGGUGUUUCUGAUGUAGCCUCUCGGGGUUCCUCUGACUUUUGGGCGACAACCAACCAUCCAACCUCGACACUUCUCCGUCACUUUGUUCGUCGCUCUGACCCCUUUCUCGGCAUCCCCUUUUUGGCGGCUCCCGCUGGAUCUUUCCGCUGCGGGGAUGGACAGCCACGUGGCCUACUCCCAAAUCCCCCAGGGUCCAGACCAGGUCCGGCCGAGUCCCAGAGUGUCGCAGAAGCUGCUGUUCAUGCUGGCGGGCUCGGUCCUGUGCAGCAUGGCCGUACAGGCCUAUUUCAUCGGCCGCCUCUACCGUCGAGUGGCAGCGGUUUCAGCGUCGACUUCUAACAACACACCAGGACACGAUGGACCCAGGCCCGUCCCGCCUUCAAGAUCCCUGGCACAUCUGACAGAUGGAUCGGACGCAGUUCAUGAAAACCAGAUAAUGCACUGGAGCGUGAAUAACGACACCCUUCUUCGUGACAUGGACUAUAGACACGGGAGGCUCGAGGUCCGGAACGAGGGAAAUUACUACGUUUAUUCCAAAGUUUCCUUCGCAAGCAGCGGGGCGUUUCACCACCGUGUCGUGCUCACCGCUCCUUAUUACGUAGCUGACAUCACCCUCAUGCAGUCAUCGGGUUCAAGCGGAGGGGAUCCGUCGAACAGUCACCUGGGUGGAGUGUUCCACUUCUGCCAAGGCUGUGCCAUUUUUGUGAAAGUGAGCAACACCUCGGAAAUUUUGCAGGGCCGUACCCAUAACUUCUUCGGUGCGUUCAUGGUCUAAAGACUGGAGGGGUGGAACCCCCGGGUGGAGACCAGCUGGGGACUGAGUGGAAAUUAUUGAGGUGGGGGUAGUGGGGGGGGAUGUAACAUUUGGCUUGGACCCUCCCGUUGACUUAGAAAAAAUGGAACCAUGAUUUUAAAAGAGCCCGAACUGCACAUUAGAAGUGGAACCUGGAAUUAGCAAAAACAUGGCAAACAUAACAAAUGGCUCACUCUGUUUACUAAGCAUUUGCUCCUUUUAUUAUCCUUUGUCUUGCUUCUGUUUGGGGAUUAUCGCGCUCUCAGGUUUUUGAGCUUGGGGGAUGUGGAGUAUAAUGUCGGCUGCUUUGGCUUCAGUUAGCCGUGGGGCUACCGCCCCGUGUUUUUUUUUUUGUAGCCUACAUUUGUUCACAAGCUAAAAAAUGGCACCUUUCAAAGUACGCCGAAUUGGCUCUGAUCGGUUCCUGUUCGGAGCGUACCCGUGGAUGCCCGGGGCGACCGUCACCGGAUCGACGUGAUGCUGAAGGAAACUUAAAAAACCUGAUGAUUCUCAGGCAGGUUCCGAAGUUGUAAAGAACCUUUUAUAUCUAUGAUUUCUAAGCAGGUUUAUGGAGAUUUAUUUUUGUGAUGGGCAUCGGAAAGUGUGAGUCCCACUGAAUCUAAA
Messenger RNA from Xiphias gladius (swordfish), 1579 nucleotides. RefSeq names its product tumor necrosis factor ligand superfamily member 6-like. The record is from RefSeq and is a predicted model, not a curated record. Gene Ontology annotation, molecular function: tumor necrosis factor receptor binding. Bases 317 to 937 code for a protein of 206 amino acids. Gene Ontology annotation, biological process: immune response. NCBI's taxonomy places the organism in Eukaryota, Metazoa, Chordata, Actinopteri, Istiophoriformes, Xiphiidae. Gene Ontology annotation, cellular component: membrane. The transcript is spliced from 5 exons.